ACGUUCAGAUGGAACACCAGAAGAAAGGUCACAUUCACUCAUUUCAACGUGGGAAUGCCAGACAGACACCAAGGAUGUGUUGCCAUGACAACUGGGGCUAUGGCCGGAUUAUGGGAUGUUAUCAGCUGCAGCAGCAAGGAGAAAUAUAUCUGCAAGAAAGGGGCCGAGGGUGCACAGGUGACAACGGUUCCGCCCACCACGCCCACCCUGAACUGUGAGUCUGGCUGGACCCCUGCGGCGACCAGGAACGUGUGCUACAAGACUUACAAAAAAGAUUUGGGAGACCGGAAGACUUGGCAUGAAGCACUUGCCUUUUGCAAGUCCAUUGGUGGGGACCUGAUGAGCAUCCACAGUGCGCAGGACCUAGAAAAUGCACAGUUGUCCUUUUCUGAAGCGUUUUGGAUUGGCUUCAACAGCCUGGAUACCAGUCAGGGUUUUGUCUGGACUGAUGGUUCCGCUAAUGACUAUGAGGACUGGAUUUAUGGAGAACCAAACAAUGCCAAUGAAAAUGAACACUGUGCAGAACUCCUGAUCUACUACACAAAGCGUUGGAACGACGUGGACUGUGAGACCACCAAGAACUGGAUCUGCCAGAUAAGCAAAGGUGUGACGCCCAAACCUGAGCCUGUUGUCCUAACACCAGUAUACAACAAGACAGAAGACGGCUGGAUCAUCUUCAAUGACACGCAGUACUUCGUCAACGCCGAGAGCCUGUCGAUGGAGGCUGCCCGGGCGUACUGCAAAAAAAACUUUGGCGACCUCGCAGUCAUCACGGCAGAGAGCGAGAGGAAGUUCAUCUGGAGAGAGAUAAGAAAAGGCCCAGAUGACCAGUACUUCAUUGGCAUGAUAGUGAAUUUGGAUAAAUCAUUCAGCUGGAUGGACAACACUCCUGUCACUUUCACCGCGUGGGAAAGAAAUGAGCCCAACUUUGCCAACAACGAUGAAAACUGUGUGUCUAUGUACCAGAGCACGGGGCGCUGGAAUGAUCUCAACUGUGGCCACGAGUCGCCCUCUGUUUGCAAAAGAAGCAGCAAUUUUAUUAACGCAACGAUGGCCCCCACUACUGUUCCUCAGGGAGGAUGUGCACCAGAGUGGGUUGCGUUCCAAGGAAAGUGCUACAAAUUUGUUGUGGGGAAUAAAAACCAGGACUGGCAGAGCGCCAGGACGUCCUGCAUAAACCAGGGAGGAAAUCUGGUUUCUAUAACCAAUACCAGAGAGCAAGCUUUCCUGACAUCACAGUUGAUAAAAUACGAUGAAGACGUCUGGAUCGGCAUGAACGACAUCAGCUGGGAGAUGCACUUUGUGUGGACGGACGGAAAAGGCAUUACAUUCACCAACUGGGCCAAGAGACACCCAACGUCGAUGCCUGACUCCGCCAGCCGCUAUGAUGAUGAGCUGUAUGACUGUGUGAUCAUGGUGGGUAGCAUCCCCAAACAAAAAGGACUUUGGAAAGUGGACAACUGCCACGCCAAAAAAGGCUUCAUCUGUAAAAGAAAUAUCGACCCUCAGAUCGUAGUCCCGCCCACCACCGUGUCGCAGAAGGCUUUCAGCAAGUUUGGCAACGACUCCUACAAACUGGUGACCCAGAAGAUGAGAUGGGACGAAGCGAGGAGACAGUGCCAAGCGGACGAUGCAGAUAUGGCCAGUGUGCUGAACCCCGUCACUCAGGCCUACGUCAGCUUGCAGAUGGACAAACACACUGAGCCUGUGUGGAUCGGCCUCAACAGCAACGUGACCGGCGGUCGCUACAAGUGGGUGGAUAACUGGAUGCUGUCGUACACACAGUGGGGCACAGAUGAGCCUAAACACAAUUACGGCUGUGUGUAUAUUGACGUGGAUAGAAAGUGGAAGACUGCACCCUGCACCAACACCUACUACUCUCUCUGCAAGAGGUCACAAGACAUCCCUCCCACCGAUCCCCCGCAGCUUCCUGGCAACUGUCCGGAAACAAAGAAGCGUAGGACCUGGAUACCUUUCAGAGGCCACUGCUAUUCAUUCCUCGGCUCGGUUCUGGACAACUGGGCCCAUGCCUCGGUCGAAUGCUUAAAAAUGGGUGCGUCCCUGGUGAGUAUAGAGGACCCUCAAGAGGGUCUGUUCAUACAACAGAAUCUAGAGCUUCUGCACGAUGUCGCCAAAUCCUUCUGGACGGGCCUGUAUAAGACGCACGAAGGUGAGUGGAUGUGGAUCGACAACAGCGUCGUGGACUACACCAACUGGAAAGAGGGGACGCAGAAGUCAGAGUCGUGUGUGGACAUAAAUUCUGAGAGUGGAAAGUGGAGCACAAGCAGCUGCAGCAGAUACAAGUCUUACAUCUGCAAAAUACCAAAAAUUAUUCCCCCGACAGAAAAGCCUCAACCUGUUGCACACGUCAUAAAUGAGGCGUCGCACAGUUCUGCUGGUAUCACUGUGGCUUUUGUGAUAGUUGUGAUCGCCAUCGGCGGACUUGGGGCCUUCCUGCUCUUCCGUAAACGGAUACCCAUGCCCGCCAUCGGACAAUUCAACUUUGACAACAAUUUAUAUUUCAACAACCCCAUCCGAGCGGCUGUGGACACCAAGGGUCUGGUGGACAACAUAGAACAAAAUGAACACGCGUAGACGGACACGGGAUCAGUGGUAAACAGCAUGGUGGAGCAGAUGUGAUUUUUCCUGGGAACUGAAUCAAAAUAAUUGCCAAAUAUGGCGCUGCACUAAGCAAAUUACAGUGAAGAAAUAUAAAAAAAAAAACAUGAUUCAUGAAAUGUGUACAGAUUUACCAAUCAACAUAACUAUGAACAUUUGCAUUUACUGCAGGCUUCUUCUUUUUUUCAACUGUUUGUUAUUUUUUAUCCAUGAGCUGUUUGUCAAACUACAUUGUUGUAAAUAGAUUCUCAACAAUAAUAAUAAUAAAACAAGAAAGACAUACACACACCUAAA
Messenger RNA from Solea senegalensis (Senegalese sole), 2913 nucleotides. RefSeq names its product macrophage mannose receptor 1-like. Lineage: Eukaryota; Metazoa; Chordata; Actinopteri; Pleuronectiformes; Soleidae. The annotation marks the transcript as partial. The transcript is spliced from 20 exons. Gene Ontology annotation, molecular function: signaling receptor activity. The record is from RefSeq and is a predicted model, not a curated record.